This is a messenger RNA of Lucilia sericata (common green bottle fly), 2115 nucleotides long. RefSeq lists its product as uncharacterized. Lineage: Eukaryota; Metazoa; Arthropoda; Insecta; Diptera; Calliphoridae. Gene Ontology annotation, biological process: neuropeptide signaling pathway. Gene Ontology annotation, cellular component: membrane. The annotation marks the transcript as partial. The transcript has 8 exons. Gene Ontology annotation, molecular function: neuropeptide receptor activity. The record is from RefSeq and is a predicted model, not a curated record.
AUGGAUACUUUUACCAUCGAUAUGGACUUGAAACAAGAUACAACGAUUGAUGUAUUGAAAAUAUUAAAAGCACAUCAUAUUUCAAAAUUAUUCAACGAUUUAUCCGUUGGUGACCAAGCGAAGUUUGAAAACUGUUUAGAGAAGUGGAAAGAGACAUCUACUCCAUUCUUCAAAAGAGAUGAAAUCCAGUUAUCUUCGGAUUCUUCACAGAAAUCGUCGUUUGUUUCCGUAAAAGAAAUUUUAUCAAAUACAUUUAAUGGCAAGGAAAUCCUAAAAUUUUAUUCCAAAAAUGACAUUUUACAUGAGGAACAACGAAAUCUUCUUAUAUCAACUGUAGCUAAAUAUAUAGAAGCUAAUGGGAUACCUUAUACUAUUUCAGAUUGUGCUGAUAUAGAAAACCAGAUAUGCAAUAUUUUCCCGUCAGAACAACUUGAUUUUUACUCUAACGGUAAACGUGGCAAAAUCUAUAAUAAAUUAUCAAAUUUAAAAAGGCUUUCGAAAGACAUUUUUAAAGAAAAAUCAUCGCCGGAAGAAGAUAAAACGUUCGAACCAGAAGAAAAUGUGGCCGUCACAUUGCAGUAUUUAAGACUACCUACAAUUACUGCGGACGAGUUUGACUUGUACUGGCGCAAAUGUGCCCGUUACCGUUUAAAACAGAUUUCAGAAUCUAAAAGUACUGCCGAAAUUUUUCAGAUGUGGCCUGAAUACAAAAAGCCUUCUGGUUCAAAUCUAAUUAAUAUAGACUUUGAACUGAAAUUUCCUUUCGCCAAACAAUUUUCUGAAAGAUGGUUAUGCUAUAAAGAUAAAGUAAUCUACUUGCUACAAAGUAAGAUCAGCAACCUUAUAUUUAAAAAAAAAAUGCAACAAAUACAUACAUUUAAUGAAGAAUCUGUAGUUUUAACAGUACUUUGGAAUAUACACCAUUUAUUUCCUCCAACACAAAAAGUCACCUCGGACAUGAGUGGGGCAAAAAUUCGCAAAAAGUUUUCCGUGCUGGAUUCACAGGAAAGUUUUGCAAUAUUGGCAGAAUCCGAAGAAGAAAUUGAAAUAAAAUUAAAACUUCUUAUGCUUCAAGGGCGUAAUAUCCAGCCCAAAUUAUUAAUUUCUGGCAAUUUAGAGGAUAUUAAAUCAAUAUUUGUUUACUUCGAUGGCAAUAAGUAUCCAUUUUUAACUAUUGUAAAAGCAUUCGAUUUACUUUUUAAAAUAUUUUUUGUUUUUAAUCUUCAGUUUCCCGAGGAAUCUGAAAUAUUUUAUAAUUUUAUUCAAGAUUUUUUUUAUGACAUGCCCACUAUAUUUCAAAACAAAAUAAGAAAUUCGUUUUUAUAUUGUGAUAAAUAUAGUGUUUUCAUCACGGAGUUAUUAACUUUUAACGCGGCUUUUACGUCGUGGCCCAUUAAAUCAACUGUUUUGGCACUUAUAUCCAACGAGUCUUAUGCAGUCAAUGAAACUGUUACAACGAUUGCACUCAACAAUGCAUAUUUGGCCUUUGCGAACUUGACCCAAAGUAACAUUACUGCGCAUACUACAAUUGCAGCAACAUACUCAACCCCCACACUUUUACUAUCACCAUCAACAACAUUCCCAACCGCAACUAGUAGCAGCACCAUCUCCAGCAAUGUCACCCAACAACGUCAGUCUACGCGCAGCAAUGCAUUCGAAGUACCCAUAUGGUUGAUUCUGUGUUACAGUGUAAUAUUACUUUGCGCCAUUGUUGGCAACCUGUUGGUUAUUUCAACACUCGUACAGAAUCGUCGUAUGCGUACCAUUACAAAUGUAUUCCUACUUAACCUUGCCAUCUCUGACAUACUGUUGGGUGUCCUUUGUAUGCCAGUAACCCUGGUGGGUACAUUACUGCGGCAUUUUAUAUUUGGAGAAUUUUUUUGUAAACUGAUACAGUUCUCGCAAGCUGCAUCUGUUGCCGUCUCCUCAUGGACACUUGUGGCAAUAUCCUGUGAACGCUACUACGCUAUAUGCCAUCCGUUACGUUCGAGACGUUGGCAGACCCGAAGUCAUGCGUACAAAAUUAUAGUGUGUAUUUGGUGUGGCAGCAUGCUGUGCAUGUUGCCAAUUGCAAUGUUCAGUCAGUUGAUGCCAACAAGUCGACAGGGUAAGUGU